AAGGCCCCCUUCGGCCCGAUAGACUUGCUUCCCCUCCUCCCGCGGAGAGCAGCAUGGCCCCUUUUACGAUCGCUCCGCAGUGCUGAAGACCUCCUCCCCACCUUCGUUGGCCCAGCCUCAUCCCCCGUGAGCGAUCUCAACUGGAAAGGCGCAUGCUUUUACAAGAACACCGCAUGGAUGGAGUUUCACAACAAGAGCCAGUCCCGAUUCGGCGGCGGCAUCCUCCAUAUCAAGGUCUAG
Molecule: messenger RNA, 240 nt
Organism: Musa acuminata subsp. malaccensis (wild Malaysian banana)
Lineage: Eukaryota; Viridiplantae; Streptophyta; Magnoliopsida; Zingiberales; Musaceae
Source: RefSeq, a predicted model, not a curated record